AUGUCAGAUCUUAUAGGGAGCUUCAGGCUUUGGUCAAGAGAUUUGAGAUUUGAGAAGUCUGGAGAUCAUUCAGAUGAUGAUUCUGAUCCCAUGGCUACUCAGCUUCGGAAAGAGAAUCCAGUUUUCUUCAAUUACUUUAACCUGAGAUGCCAAAUGGCUCUUCAGAUGAGGAUGUUCAGUGAUAUACUGACUAAGCAAGCUGUUCGGAUGUUCGAGAAUGCUGCGGUCAAGACUCUUCUUCAUCAACAUCCUGCAAGAGUUCAUCUUCUGAAGACGUUAGCUUACAAGAGAAAACUGAGUUCUGCAAGCUCAGCAUUGCCUUAUGAAAAUGGUCAAGCAGUUGCACAAACGCAGAACCCUUAUUAUCAAGUCCUUAACUCUGCAAGCUUUUCAGUGCUUAAUCCAAAUGUUCCAUCAAUUGUUCAGUGGCAGAUGCCUAAUGAGCAGCUAAUUCAACAACUCCUUUGUGCUUCAAGUUUACCAAUGCCAUAUGCAAAUGGUCCAUCAGUGACACAUCUGACUAUUCCUUGUGAUCCCCAAGAGCAACCCCUUUAUACCACAAGCUUACCAUUGUCUAAUGCAAAUGGCCCAUCAAGUAAAGCCUGUUGUUUACUAUAUACAGUGAUUAAAAAUUCGGUUGUGGUGGAGAUGGUGGUGGCUGUGGAUGAAGAGGUUGCGGUUGCAGUGGAGGUCGUGGUGGAGAUGAUGGUGGCAGUGGACGAAGAGGUUGUGGUUGCAGUGGAGAUGGAUGUGGAUGUGGAAAUAGUGGCGUUUGUGGUGGAUGUAGAUGUGGUGGAAGUGGACGAAAAUGUAGGGUCUUUAUAA
Eruca vesicaria subsp. sativa (arugula) is the source of this 825-nucleotide messenger RNA. The record is from the annotation of a GenBank genome assembly. Lineage: Eukaryota; Viridiplantae; Streptophyta; Magnoliopsida; Brassicales; Brassicaceae.